Molecule: messenger RNA, 2058 nt
Organism: Gadus morhua (Atlantic cod)
Lineage: Eukaryota; Metazoa; Chordata; Actinopteri; Gadiformes; Gadidae
Gene: atraid
Product: all-trans retinoic acid-induced differentiation factor
Exons: 7
Coding region: 219-914 (231 amino acids)
Biological process (GO): positive regulation of osteoblast differentiation
Cellular component (GO): intracellular membrane-bounded organelle
Source: RefSeq, a predicted model, not a curated record
CUGCGCUCAAAACACAUGACGUUUGUUUACCUCUUCAGUUUCAAUCCUCAUAGAACUGAAAUACUAACAGAAACCCCGCAGUUGGAUUAAGGCCAGCCGGGGAGAUGUUGUCUUAUUUUAAAACCGCCUAGGGAUUUUUAUCUAAAGAAUACCCUCCAAUAGACUUGAUGGGUAGAGGGUUUUAAUUUAUAUUAUGGUCUUAUGACUACUCGAUAAAAAUGAAAGCUGGUUGCCUCCAGCCAAGACCAGCAGUGGUUGUCUUCGUCAUUAAUUUGAUAAUACACACAAGUUGCCAUCUUGCCGACCUGCAGAUAUGUCACACUUGCAACGGGACUUUGUUAAACGACACCGUGGUGGGCCGUUUCUGCUCCUCCUCCGACGGCCGGGUCGAGGGACGAUGCUGCUUCCAGAAUCUCAACUCCAGCACCACGGUACACGUCAUAGGGUUGGACUUGUCAAACUGCUCUUUGGACCAGAUCGACGACCUACAAGAUGCGUCUACAGCGGUUGUCAUUGACCUCAGCGGCAACCCCAUUGUGAACAUCAGUGACUUUGUGUUUCAAGGCUGUUCUGCUUUAAAUGAAAUAUUACUGCCAACCAACCUGCUGUGCCCUGGAGGCAAUGCAUCAUGGGAAUCGAUUGCGGUCUCUGAGGGAAGUGUUAUCUGUCGGGGUCAGAAGAGCAUGUGCAAUGAAACCAGACACAUGACGCUCUUCUGCCCCGAGAACUCCUGCUGUGCCCCCAACGGACCCGGGUUCUUCAGUUGCCGCUGCAUCGACGGUUACCAUGGAUACAAAUGUCGUCGAGAGGGGGAGUUUCCGUUCAUCCAGGUGUUUGCUCCGAUUGGGGUCGGCAUGGUGAUGUUGUCCAUCCUGCUCUGGGUCGUCCAGAGACGCAAAGUCAAGACCAACUGACCUUUUUAAACCCUGGCCCCUCCCUGGCUUGGAAGCUUUGCUUCUUGUUUUUAAUAUCAACUCGUUUUAAACUGACACCAUUUUCAUUUUCAUACUACUGACAUGUUGCCACUACUCCAAACUGUAUUUUUAUUUUAUGAUUUAUUUUAUUUUUCAAAGCGUCUAUGUCUCAAUCAAGGGAAACGGCAUCCAAGAAGACAUUAUUUGUAUUUUAAAAAUGAUUUUAUGUUUUUAACAACCUUUUACUAAUAACUUUAUCUGAUGCAACCGACUGUAGGUCAUCAGCUGUGUUUUAAAAUGAUAGAACUGACCUUGGAGGGAUUUGAAAGGGCUCAAUGUUUACAUGGACGCAGAAUUUUACUUUUAAGAAUUUGUUGCUGUAUGUAUUUUGAGCAAUAAUACGUUUUGUUUUUUUAACGUACAUACGCAUGUUCAUAGCUUCUAUUGCGAAACUAAGAUUAUGCUGUAUUUUGAUCCAUAUUUUACACAUUGGGCAUUAAUGUGACUGUUUGUAGGAGUUCAUAAUGGGACGUGGUUGUUCAAAGAUCUUUGCAAUCAGAACUUGAUUUAUUAAGAAAUGUCUUAAAACACUUCCUUAAAGAAAACGCAGUUCAUAUCUUUGGUUACAUUUUACAUAAGAUAAAUACUAAUGUUAAGUCCGACAUUUAAAAUUGUCCCCAUACUGUAUAUUUAGUAAUGCCAUGCGUUUAUAGCUCUAUACACGCAUAAUAGAUAUCAGCCAAUUUGCAAUAUGCGCUGCUAACAUUUCUUCCAUACCUUGUCUGGUAGAAGACUUGAGAACUUGAAACCAGCAGUCCUUCUAAGCACAGUUGGACUACCUUAGAAGUAAAUGUACUAAAGUAUGCCACAUAGCAGUAGCAUAGCUAGGUCCUCUAACGAUUAUCUCCACUCAAACUGACAACUUAAACGAACAGCCUCUAUAUCUCUUUUGUAUAAACCUUUUUCUAUUGCUUGGUUCUUCACUUAAACUGUAUUUGCCUUGAGACAAUAUGUCACCCUCCCUCUCAACAUUUUUUGCCCUUUGGAUAUAGCAUGGGAUUCUAUCAUUUGUUUAUUGAACAAGUUUCAUAUACAUCUAUAGAUAUAUACAAAUAAAUCUUUAAUUCUGCCUCCCCCCCCCCCC